UUUGACUAUAAAUACCUUGGUCCAGAAUAUCACGGAUAUGAUUCAUAAUCCAAGAGAUCAAACGAUUAAGAUACUCUUGUUCACUGUCAAAAAAAAAAAGAUACUCUUGUUAGUAUAACAUAAACAGCAAUAAUAAUGUGGUCCCUUGGUAUUACCAUCGUUGUAUUUCUCCUUGGCCUAAUGGCUUCAUGGAGAUCACUUCUUUCAUAUUGGCAAAAAGCGAGAAAAUUAUGUGUCAUGGAGCUUAUGAGUGCUUCAAAAAUUAGGUCAUUCGCAUGGUUGAGGGAGGAGGAAUUAGGUAAACUAAUGACUUCAUUGAAGGCUGCUUCGGAAGCUAAUCAAGCCGUAGAUAUUGGCGCUAGUGUUGGUGGUGUCCUUGAGGAGUUGAUAUAUAGAAUGUUGUAUGGAGCUCCGAAGAACGAUUUGGCUCUUAGAGCUACUGUCCUUGAGGCUUUGAGACUAUCAGGAACCCUAAAUUUUGCUGACUUUUUGCCUUUCCUUGCACCAUUUGAUCCCCAGGGGCUGAAAAGGCGCAUCAAAAAAAUUAUGAAGACUGUGGAUGAUGUUUUGGAGAAAAUCAUCAGCAACCAUGAAGAUGAAGCAAAAAAGGAGCAACGAACUCACAGAGAUUUGGUAGAUGUAAUGUUGUCAUUGAUGAACAACAACGAUACCAAAGCAUCAUAUGGCAUUGAGAGGGAUGGUAUAAAAGCCAUAUUAAUAGACCUAGUUGUGCCAGCAAUUGAUAGUGCUACCAACAUAGUUAAGUGGGCACUUGCAUCUCUUUUAAAGCAUCCAGAGAAAAUGAGGAAAUUGCAACAAGAGAUAGAAAGUGUAGUAGGGAAAAAUAAAAUGGUGCAGGAGAAAGAUGUGCCAAAGUUCAAAUACUUGGACCUAGUUAUUAAAGAAAUCUUUCGCCUAUAUCCAAUCAUUUUUGCUCCACAUGAAGCCAUGCAAGAAAUUACAUUCGAUGGGUAUUAUAUUCCCAAAGGCUCACGAAUUUUCAUGAAUGCAUGGGCUAUUGGUAGAGACCCAACUAUAUGGUCAAAUAAUUGUGAAGAAUUUCAUCCGAAAAGAUUUUUGGUUAACGAUGUUGAUAUAAUUAGUGGACAAGAUUUUCGCCUUGCACCGUUUGGAUUUGGUCGAAGGAGGUGUCCUGGUACGCAACUUGGUCUACUAAAUGUUAAGCUAAUAUUGUCUACAUUGGUGCAUUCCUUUGAUUGGCAUAUGCCUGAUAAUACUUCUUUCAACAAUUUAGUCAUGCAAGAAAAGUUUGGCCUUGUCAUGUCCAUGGCAAAGAACUUGGCACUUAUUCCUAAAUAUCGCCUCAAUUUUUGAGUCUUUGUUUAAAGCUUUUAUACCCU
Chenopodium quinoa (quinoa) is the source of this 1361-nucleotide messenger RNA. Its product is annotated as cytochrome P450 CYP736A12-like. Lineage: Eukaryota; Viridiplantae; Streptophyta; Magnoliopsida; Caryophyllales; Amaranthaceae. Gene Ontology annotation, molecular function: heme binding; monooxygenase activity; oxidoreductase activity, acting on paired donors, with incorporation or reduction of molecular oxygen. The transcript has 3 exons. The coding region runs from base 136 to 1335 and encodes 399 amino acids. The record is from RefSeq and is a predicted model, not a curated record.